Lineus longissimus is the source of this 1270-nucleotide messenger RNA. RefSeq lists its product as uncharacterized. The coding region runs from base 41 to 790 and encodes 249 amino acids. Lineage: Eukaryota; Metazoa; Nemertea; Pilidiophora; Heteronemertea; Lineidae. The transcript has 4 exons. The record is from RefSeq and is a predicted model, not a curated record.
UUCACAUCACUUGGUGCAGCAGGAGAGACAAGACGCAAAGAUGCAGUGGCAGUUUAUUUUCAUGAUUUUGGUGGGGACGCUGGUCUUCUGUGAAGGGAGUCCUGCGAAGAGGGAUAACAGUGAGUCGUCUAGUUUGGAAGAGGAUUCUAGCUACCAGUCUACUUCUGAUGCGAGCUCGGUCCAGAGCUCGGACCAGAGCUCGGAUACGAGCUCGGACACGAGCUCGGAUGAAUACAGUGAUGAAUAUGAGGAUGUUCCUGACGAUGUCAAAAUCGCAUACUGCCGCAACACCUACACUGAGGUGUUGGAGAGCAGAGACCUCACCAAGAACCUCCCCGAGGUCAAGAUCUUCACGGACCCUGCCGGAAUAGGCAACCCACAGGACGUGGGCAUUGACCGACCGGGCUGGGAGGCGCCCGUUGCCGCAGAAGGCGAAAAUGGUCCAUCCAUAAUUCUCAACUUCACCACCUUCGCAACGGAGAGUCCGCCAUUCGUCGAGAAGCUCAUCGUCAGCGCAAACGCCAUGACCAAUGUUGAGAUCCAGAAUGUUGGAGGAGCGGGCUUCGUGACUCCUCAAGGCGGGAAAUGGUUUGAGGGUGUUGGGACGUUUGAUCCACCUCUCAAGCCACAACUGCUGAAGAUCACCAUGGAGGAACCGUUUGUAGACUCGGAGACGGAGACCAACCUCAAUUUGGCUGUGUAUGCUUGCUACCCGGAUCAAAUUAUAGACCCAUUAUCAUCAUCAUCAUCAUCAUCAUCAUCAUCAUCAUCAUCAUCCGAGGAGGACUAAUAAAAGCAGGGACUCAUUAUGAAGAUUCGCGGUCAGCUCCAGGAGACAUUUCUUCCAAUGAAUCGAUAUUUGCCAAGUCAAACGAAGUAGCGUGACAGGCUACUUGCAAGAGAUUGUGUGGUUUCUCAUAAACAGUCUUAGAAGGACCAAAAAUAUUGAAGUACAAGUUUUCGUAGUAAUGAUGCUUUCUGUAGACUUCAAGGAAUUAAAGUGGUACAUUUAUAGUCCAUUGUAGAAAACAGCUGGCAGUACAGAUUAAUGCACAUGGGCUACCGGACCUUUACCAUCUUACCUUGUACCAUUGACCACAGGCGUCGCCACUUUGACUAGAACUUGAAAUUCUAAAGCAGUCAGAACGCUUCAAAGGUGUGGGUCUGUUCUUUCUUUUCCAGAGAACAGCCCCCAUGUUAUAAAUGGACUUUCUGGACCUAUGACGUCUCUGUCGAUAUUACAAAUAAAUUCAUACUUACAUUUACUCAA